This is a messenger RNA of Dothidotthia symphoricarpi CBS 119687, 2647 nucleotides long. RefSeq lists its product as uncharacterized. The transcript has a single exon. Bases 175 to 2448 code for a protein of 757 amino acids. NCBI's taxonomy places the organism in Eukaryota, Fungi, Ascomycota, Dothideomycetes, Pleosporales, Dothidotthiaceae. The record is from RefSeq and is a predicted model, not a curated record.
AUUCCAACCGCUCCAGGCAGUCCCCCGCCUCAAUCCACACCGCGCUACCGCGUCCGACAGCGGCGAGACUCACCGCGAAACACAUCGCCAGGAGUACGAUACCGUCUCCGCCGUGCGCUAGCAUACCUGGAACCAACCGAACCGUGUCCUACCCCGCGACCAGACGUCUCUGCAAUGGAUAGCGUGCAGGGCCUCGAUAUCAACAAACGGGCGGUGAUUUACGUCCAGCAGCAACAGCAGCAGCAUCGAAACGCCUCAUCUAGCACCACGCCUGCCAUGCCCCCGAGGAACGCUCUCGCCGUUGAAUCUUUGAAGUCAUGUGGCUGGGCGAAACACGGAUCUGCUCGAGACGCGGCGGUUGCUCUCCAGAUCGCUGCGCGGACCAGUCUUGUAGCUGAGGAGGAGGAGGAGGGGUUCGAGCGCGGAGUGGGCGAGCGUUCAUCCUCACUAUCCCAGUUACCCCCAGGAGCCCGGCCAGCGAGUUCAUACUAUCUUCGUGGCUUUGGUGCACGUGUUAGUGACACUACGUCCUCCUCGCGAUGCUCGCCAGUCAGCUAUCUCGACUGUGAAUUCGUCUCCUCACACUACGGCCCUGAGACGAAAACGAUCCAUGUUAUGCCGCAGGGGGUGCACUCGAAGCUCAUCGCCGGCCUGACGAAACCGCCCUCCCCGCUCACUAAAUGCUACGCGCCUACUCCUGCGGGUGAAAGAGUCCCCACGCCCAGUCCGGUUGCAAACACGACUUCCCUCCGACCCCACGGCGCACCCCAACGCUACCACCCCCGCACCAAGACGCACACCACGCCCAUCUCCGAGAUCGUAGUCGGAAACACGUCUCACAAGCGGGGCAUCUUCGAGUCCCCACCACGCCUUGCCAGCGCCGGCGCACCGUAUGCGUCGAACACACUGGGCAAUGAGUCCGUUCCGAUGCGGAAGUUCACGCUCACGGGGAAUCCGAGGGUCUGCGAGCCGUCGGUUUACGAGCACAAACGUACUUGUUCGGGGACUUCGUCGGUCGAUAGGACGUAUGUGCCACAUAGACGCACUGAGUCUUUGUGUUCGGUACCACCUGUUGUGCCGUGUCGGAGCCGCGAGCGCGUCGUGUCGGAGUCGUCGUGUAAGCAGGGACAGGGGCGUAUUAUUUCGGGGCAGAAUGUGUACGACGACCAGACGUCGGCGUCAUCGAGUAAAGAGGAUCUUUUGAUCAUGGCGCCCAGAGGUCUCGAGACAACCUCGAUAUCCACUGCAGUGACACACCAUACCGCGAAUAACCCCUACGCCACGACUUCACCGCCCGCAGAAACGCAGCACAGUCUGCACCCUGGGUUUGUAGAUGUUGAACCAGAUCCCAACCCGUCGCCACAACCAGACCCUGAGCCCAUCUUACACAACUAUGAAAGCUUCCCGGUAGAAACCCACGAGGUGAUGCUCCAAAACUCCCAGGUAUUCGCGCUAACCCCAAUCGAAGCGCGCCAUUUCUACCCCCUGGGCAGAUUUGUGCAAGCUGGACGCGAAUACAAUGUCGUCGUGCGGGACUUUGCAUUUCCGCCAGGGAUCGCGGGGACGGACUCGCCGCCGGAAGAGGAAGAAGAAGAACCUGAACCUGAGUCGGAGAGUCUGGCAGCUGAUCAGGAGAAGCACGUCCACUUUGCGUCCAGGUCACAGCACACACCGUCGAUGCGCUACCGCUGGCUGUCUGCGGAUUUAACCGGGUCACCGAUUGAUUUUGGCGAUUUUGACGCAGUGGAGGCGAAGAUGGAGGAGCGACGUGCGGCUGAAGAGAUGAGAGGGGGUGGGGUGGAUGGUAAAGUGGCGUCUUGGCUACGACAGACGGUGUACUCGCCCAAUACUGCUGCGGUGAUGAGAAGGGGUCCGGAAACGAAUGAAACGAAUGAGAACGGACGAACGUUGCCCGUGCUGCCGGCGACGGUGUAUAGACUGCACCCCACCGUACCCAGCGUGAGCCAAGAGGGGAGGGGAAAUAGUUUGGGGAAGAACACGAUACGGGCCAUUCACCCAACCACUAUCUCCAAACCUCCUCUUCCCGCCAAAGAUGUCGACAGCGGCCGUGGAAGUUGGGACGCAGGCCAAGAUGCUCAACCUCCCAAUUUUCCUACUCCUCCUCCAGAACUCGCUGAAACAUCGGGAACACCACCCCAAGACACCCAACACAAACCCUCCUUCCCCCUCAUCCGCGGGGCACCCCACAAGAUCCGGAACGUGUUCGCGGCGCGCCGGGGCAUUGCAAACGACGAGCAUGUGACUACACCUCCAGUUCAGAUUUCCAGACGGCGGGUUUCGAGCGCGCCAAUUUUGCCUUCGAAUCCAGGGGACGUGGAGAAGCAGGAGGAAGGGCGUAAGGGUUGGCCUUCGUUGGGACGGCUUGCAAGACAGGUUAGGCGGUGUAUGCCGCUGCGGAAGAGGGAGCGAGAGGGGGUUGUGGGUUGAGACUUUGGUCUGAGGGUAGUCAGGAUUUAGAAGGGGAAGUUUGUGGGGAACGGGAGAGUUGUGAAUGUCCCUUGUUGGGUUGUGUAUGGAUGAAUUUGGUUGCGCAAGUAUUUGGAAGAAUUGUGAGGGUUUCGAGAGGGAAUAUGGAUAGAUGGUUAAUGUACUGUAAUGAUUUAGUUUCGCUGUUCUGAACUUGCUA